UUUGCGCGAAUCGCCGGAGCGUACGUUAGUGAUUUCCAAGGGUGGGCCACGCUUCAGAUAUGGCCCAGACUUAUAAUCAGAAGAAAAAUGUGUACAGCAUCGAUCAAAUACUGGGUCACGGCAAGGACGAAGACCACGCGACGUCGUCGGAUGCUGUGGUCGAUGGUGGCGAUAUGGAGCUCGGUCACCUGAGCGAUCAUCAGAUUAACGACGCGCUGCACGAUCCCUUGAACCUGGGCGAAUCUGACCGGCCGCGUAAGGUGCGAAGAUCGCGCACGACUUUCACGACCUAUCAGCUGCAUGAGCUCGAGAAGGCCUUUGGGAACACGCAGUACCCGGACGUGUUUACCAGGGAGGAGCUGGCGAUGAGACUGGAUCUUUCGGAGGCCAGAGUACAGGUGUGGUUUCAAAAUCGUCGUGCAAAGUGGCGCAAGAAGGAAAAGGCCUUAGGCAGAGAUACGAGUUUCAUGCACGUCGAGCAAGGCGGUGUUAACGAGUUGUCCCUUCACGCGCGGCUGCUGCAAACGGCCAGCGGCGUUCCCGGCGCGGACUCCUCGGGUCCGCCGACAGGCGCGUUCCCUUGGUUUAUACCUCCGGUAUUCCCGUCGCCCUGGCCACCGAGCGCGCCUAAGCUGCCGCCGUUGCAUGCCCUCCUGUCGCAAUACAUUGGUCUGCCGUUGCCGCAGAACCUGGCGUCCCUAGGCACGAUGCUCCCGGUCGGCCUGAAUCCGAGUUCGUCGCUGAACCACAGCAGCGUCAACGGCCACUCCCUGGGCGGCCACGGGCUGCACGGGCAUCCCCUGAAUCUCGGAGUGCAGAGCAUACCGCAGAACCUAAGCUCGAAGAACGACAGGGAGGAGGACUCGGCGUCAUCCGACGACGAGAUCAGGAAGCAGAGCGCGGAGGUGUUGAGAGUGAAGGCGGAAGAGGCGUUACGCAAGGCGGACAAUUAA
This is a messenger RNA of Wasmannia auropunctata (little fire ant), 953 nucleotides long. RefSeq names its product aristaless-related homeobox protein (gene hbn). Lineage: Eukaryota; Metazoa; Arthropoda; Insecta; Hymenoptera; Formicidae. Gene Ontology annotation, molecular function: DNA-binding transcription factor activity, RNA polymerase II-specific; RNA polymerase II transcription regulatory region sequence-specific DNA binding. Gene Ontology annotation, biological process: regulation of transcription by RNA polymerase II. The coding region runs from base 60 to 953 and encodes 297 amino acids. The record is from RefSeq and is a predicted model, not a curated record. The transcript is spliced from 4 exons.